Messenger RNA from Saccostrea echinata, 979 nucleotides. Its product is annotated as transgelin-3-like. The transcript is spliced from 6 exons. Lineage: Eukaryota; Metazoa; Mollusca; Bivalvia; Ostreida; Ostreidae. The record is from RefSeq and is a predicted model, not a curated record. Gene Ontology annotation, molecular function: protein binding. Bases 110 to 613 code for a protein of 167 amino acids.
UCGUAAGGUAGGAGCUUCUAUCUGCUUCCGCGUGUUUCAAUACUUUUCAAGCGUACCGGCUGUGUGUUUUUGUUUCCCCAUUUCGAUUGCUGCGAGACUUUAAUACAAGAUGUCUUCUGACAAAGUGCGCGCCAGCAAGUCAGGGUUCGGCCGUGAUGUUGAACACAAAAUGGAAUUAAACUAUGACCGGGAGGAGGAGGCUGGUACCCCAGUGCACAUUGUCAACUGGUUGAAUGAAAUGCUUGCAGGAGACCAUCCUAAAUGUGAAGCCACUGAUUGGAAAUCAAUAUGCACUUACCUCAGAGACGGAGUAGCUCUCUGCAAGCUCAUUAACAAGCUUUUACAAAAAGAAGGAAAACCCCCUGUACAAUUCCAGAAAAAAGUGAUGUCACCUUUCGUAGCCAUGACAAAUAUCGAAAACUUUAACAAAGGGUGUCUGGACUAUGGGCUUGCUAAAGAAUUUGAAUUCCAGAGUGGAGAUUUGUGGGAAGUGAGAAAAGGCCCGUUCCUUAACGUCAUCAAUUGUAUCCACAGUCUGGGCUUUGUAGCCAAUUCCAAAAAGAUGAUGCCAUGUUACCAAGGCGAGGUCACAAAGUUCCUUGACAGGGAUUAAAGCUGCAGCCAAUCACAUCAGCCGUAACAAACAAGUGAUAUAUCACAUGGUCAUUGUUGUUAAUUCAUUUUUUUUAUUGGUUUAUGAUUUUUGUAUGCCGAGAUGCUGAAAUAGUGACGUUUACAUUGGUGCAUAGUUACUCAACGCAACAAGUAUAGGAUUAUUUAAGUACAUUUUUAUUAGAAGCGCCAUGUAUUAAGUAAAGUAAUCUUAGGGGGAAAUCUUUUUGUAUACUUAUGGGAGUAUUUUAUCUAUUAUCAAUUGUAAUAUGAAUUUAUUUUGACAGGAAAGAAACUCUUGUAUUCUGAUUAAUGUUACAGGUCAUAUUUAUGAAUGUGAAUGCUUAAUAAAUUAUAUUAAACUUUG